Messenger RNA from Puntigrus tetrazona (Sumatra barb), 5102 nucleotides. It is a transcript of the gene ddx3xb, whose product is annotated as DEAD-box helicase 3 X-linked b. The record is from RefSeq and is a predicted model, not a curated record. Lineage: Eukaryota; Metazoa; Chordata; Actinopteri; Cypriniformes; Cyprinidae. Gene Ontology annotation, molecular function: RNA helicase activity; ATP binding; RNA binding. Gene Ontology annotation, biological process: gamete generation; cell differentiation. Gene Ontology annotation, cellular component: P granule; nucleus. The transcript has 20 exons. The coding region runs from base 289 to 2517 and encodes 742 amino acids.
CCGCUGCGCUCUUAUUUCACGCUCAGAUCGAGAAAGACGCGCAGCUCGAGUUCCGAUUAUCAUCGACGCGAAAGUCUUCCUCAGACACGCAGAAGAACAUCAAAACACAAACGUUUCAUCCAAAAGCGACGUUUGCGCUUCGGGGGACCCGUUUUUCUUUCCUUUGUUCAGAGUUACGUGUCUUACCGACCGGCGUCGACGGGAACCGCGGGACGCGAACGAGAGCGGCAUACCGGCGAACAAAGAAACCCGUUUGUGCGCGACAUCAACCCUCAUCACCCGUUAGUUAUGAGUCAUGUGGCCGUCGAGAAUGUGCACGGUCUAGACCAGCAGCUCGCUGCCCUAGACUUGAACUCCGCUGAUGUUCAAGGAGUCACUGGAAGGCGUUACAUUCCACCUCAUUUAAGGAACAAAGAAGCUUCCAAAAAUGCAGGAGCUUUUUCCUCUGGUAGACAGAGCGGUUACUCAGUGGCACCAGGAAGGAGCUAUUCUCCCGGAGGAUGGGAUAACGGACGCAGCAAUGGCUUUGUGAACGGCUACCACGAUGGCCGAGACAACCGCAUGAAUGGCGGCAGCAGCUUCGGAGGCCGUGGCUCCAUGCGCAACGAUCGCGGAGGAAGAGGAGGCUUCAGAGGUAAACCCAGCGGCUCCUACAGCCCCAUCCAGCCCAUGCCGAGCGCAGGGUUUGGUUAUGACAAUAAAGAUGCUGGUGGGUGGAACACCCCGAAAGACACUGCCUACAACAGCUUCGGUGGCCGCUCCGACAGGGGCAAGUCCUCCUUCUUCAAUGACCGCGGGUCUUCAUCCAGGGGCCGGUACGAGCGUGGCGGCUUCGGCGGCGGAGGGAACAGUCGAUGGGUGGAGGACUCGAGAGACGAUGAAGAUUGGUCCAAACCGCUGCCUCCCAAUGAGCGCGUGGAACAUGAGCUCUUCUCUGGAAGCAACACAGGGAUUAACUUUGAAAAAUAUGAUGACAUUCCUGUUGAAGCCACAGGCCACAACUGCCCACAACACAUUGAGAGUUUCCAUGAUGUAGAUAUGGGGGAGAUCAUUAUGGGUAAUAUAACCCUGAGCCGUUACACACGGCCCACCCCGGUCCAGAAGCAUGCGAUUCCCAUCAUCAAGACGAAGAGAGACCUGAUGGCGUGUGCUCAGACAGGUUCUGGUAAGACCGCAGCCUUCCUGUUGCCAGUUCUGAGCCAGAUAUACACUGAUGGACCAGGAGAGGCGCUGCAGGCCAUGAAAAACAGUGCACAGGAAAAUGGCAAAUAUGGCCGCCGUAAGCAGUAUCCCAUUUCACUGGUCUUAGCCCCAACCAGGGAACUGGCUCUCCAGAUCUACGAUGAGGCCAGGAAGUUUGCGUACCGCUCUCAUGUGCGGCCCUGUGUGGUGUACGGAGGCGCUGAUAUCGGUCAGCAGAUUCGUGAUCUGGAGAGAGGCUGUCAUCUGCUGGUGGCCACUCCGGGGCGUCUGGUGGACAUGAUGGAGCGGGGCAAGAUCGGCCUGGACUACUGCAAUUAUUUGGUGCUGGAUGAAGCAGACAGGAUGUUGGACAUGGGCUUCGAACCACAGAUUCGUCGUAUCGUUGAGCAGGACACCAUGCCUCCCAAAGGGCUUCGUCAGACUAUGAUGUUCAGCGCCACCUUCCCCAAGGAGAUCCAGAUCUUGGCUCGUGACUUCCUGGAGGACUAUAUUUUCUUGGCUGUGGGCAGGGUUGGAUCUACUUCAGAGAAUAUCACCCAGAAGGUGGUGUGGGUUGAAGAAAAUGACAAGAGGUCCUUUCUGCUCGACUUGCUCAAUGCCACAGCCAUUCCGAAUGAGGUUCAGGACAGUACGGGGGAGAACAUAGAAAAACCUGGUAAAGACUCUUUGACUUUGGUGUUUGUUGAGACCAAGAAGGGCGCAGAUGCUCUGGAGGACUUCCUGUACCGCGAGGGCUACGCCUGCACCAGUAUUCAUGGUGACCGGUCCCAGAGAGACCGCGAGGAAGCGCUCCAUCAGUUCCGCUCGGGGAGAUGCCCUAUCUUAGUAGCCACAGCUGUGGCUGCUCGUGGUCUGGACAUCUCCAACGUGAAACACGUCAUUAACUUUGACCUGCCUAGCGACAUCGAGGAGUACGUCCACCGCAUCGGGCGCACCGGUCGCGUGGGCAACCUGGGUCUUGCCACAUCAUUCUUCAAUGAUAAGAAUGGCAACAUCACCAAGGAUCUGCUGGACAUCUUGGUGGAAGCCAAACAGGAAGUGCCCUCCUGGCUGGAGAGUCUAGCCUAUGAGCACCAGCACAAGAGCAGCAACCGUGGCCGCUCCAAGAGGUUCUCUGGUGGUUUUGGUGCCAGAGACUACCGUCAGACCAGCAACAGCACCAGCAGCGGAGGCUUCGGGAGUCGUGGCGGCCGAAACACCGGCGGUCACGGCGGAAACCGUGGAUUUGGCGGUGGUAAGGGUGGCUUUGGUAACUUCUACAGCAGUGACGGCUAUGGAGGAAACUAUUCCCAGGUGGACUGGUGGGGAAACUAAGACUCCUUCUUCUUCACCUCUUCACUCCCCACGAUGACAGUGGAUCACCAUGCCAAACUCACUGAAUGGAAACCACAUGUACCAUAGCCAGACUAUAUACCCUGUGUAGCUUUGAAGAACUUUGCAGUACAUUACCAGCUGUGAUUCUCUGACCACAUCCGGCGAGGCUUGAGCUCCGUGAGACGCGGGGACGCCGGGAUUUCUGGAGGCUCGACUGUAGCAGGACACGGUCUCGUGCCGAAGGGGGAACGGAGGCAGAAGUUUGCUUUAGAUUCUUGGACUCUAGUUUUCCACUACAUCUCAUUUCUUUAUACUAAAUGAGAAUCAUUUGUUUGUUAAUGUACUGUGCCUUUAAAUUUAGACUCGCUGUGUUUUGUUUGUUUUCCGUUCUCCUUUUUAAAUGUCUGGCUGACAGUUGUUUUCCCCUUUUUUUUUUUUGUUUUUUUUUUCCCCUCGAAAGAUUUGUUUGGACGGUAUAACAAAAGCUUGGAUGUAAUCAAACCUUGGCAAAGUCUGGGAUGGUCUGUCACAACCUCAUUUUGAACUGAAAUUUUGUAUGGGGUCACCCGACCCCCCCCUCCAUUGGCUUGUAUUCUCUUGUGUGGUAAAACUAUCACAAGGGAGUUUAAAAAAUUCAAUGUUGGAAGGAAAAGAUCUCGCUCACUCUAUCCUGGAGAGGCAUCAAUAAGAGAUGGUAGUCUUGAGAAAAGAAACAAGCCAUUCCAGUAUAUUAUCUUAAAUUUCGAUGUUGUGAUGAACCGCGUCUGCCUCCCGCCGCUCCGCUUUGCAACCGUACCGUAGAGGCAGCUAGUUCAGUACCGCAUGCUAGCUGUUUAGCGGUGUUGGAUUUUUUUUUUUUUUUUUUUUUUCUUCAUUUAAUUUUUUUUCUUGAACCGUUGUGGAGGUAGCAAUUGGAUUUAUCUUUUUCUUCCUUCGAAAUCCAUUCUUGAAGUCGAUUAACGGUGGGCUUGUGGCAGCUUCCACAGUGGAGAGUUCGAAUGGCUUCUCUAGGACCACGACCUCAGAGCCGACGGGCCCCGAAAGCCCAGCUCGUCUCUGAAGAAAUCCGCAUGCUAGUGUUCUUGUUUUUUGGUCAAGGAGAUUUUCGAACCGAUUUCUGCAGCAGGCUUUUAUGUUCGUUACAAAAAACAUUUGUUCACGUUUUUCGUUUUUCUCUUUUUCAAGCUGCGUUGAAUUCCGAAAGACAUCCUCGGCUUUACUCUUGAGACACGGCUCCCUCGUGACCCCUGGAUCUUAGGGAGGCCUCGGGGUCAGUAGAAUUCGGUGUACACCACGGGAACCGCACAAGACGAGCUGGUUUUUAAUGUAAACCAGACUUGUUCUGGUUGGUUUGUAGUGGAGGAGGUUUCCAUGGCAUCCUGGCCAAAGACAGGGUUCUUUCAAAAACUCCCGCGCUCUUAAUCGUACGCUAAGGGCGAGUGGGACGCGUUUAACUGAAGUGCAAUAGAUUUACUCUCAAGCGUGUUGUGCCUUUUUGACAUAAAUUUGGAAAAGGUGACCUGAAGCAGAUGUGUUGACAGUAUUGAGGUGUCUUGAGAGCAGUGGUGCUACUUAGGCCCUUCUGUGUUACUUAGGCCCAUCCAGUUUUACAAAAGUUGUUUUAUUGCACAUCUAGGGUUUUAUAUAAGUGUCUUGAGUGCGUGUCCUUAAGCUUCCAAAUAUUGUGUGUGAAGAUUGUGAAAACGCAGCUUGUUUACAAAAGGGGAAGGGUUCUCCAAUAGUUAACCAGGAUUGAUUUGGGACCAGGGGGAUUAGCAGUGGGGAAUUUAGCUAUUUGCACAGAUUACUAGAUUCUACUUUUGCUGCUAGUUUGUGUAAUUUAUUAAGCAUUUUUGAGAAAUAUUUAUUUUUAUAAGCCUAAAAGUGAUAGUUUCAAGUAACUUGACCAAAAGACAGUACAAAAACACUGGCACUUGAAUGUUGAAUGUCACCCGUAUGCGUGAAAUUUAUAUUUUUCGGGGUAGUGUGAGCUUUUUAAUGUUUAAGGUCAUUUUGGACUCCGCUGAAAUUCCACAUCUGUAAUUGGUCUCUAACUAAACGAAUCGAUCCGAUCAGUCAAAUUUUGAAUUGGCAGCCAAAAUUUGAACGAUAAACAACCAUGCCAAGGUUUGGAAAAAGUUACAGAAAUAUUUUUGUAAAUGUGUAUCAGUGCAAAGUGUUCAGAUUCUCCAAUUCUUUUGUUUUUUUUGUUUUUGUUUUUUUUCCAAUAUUUAUUUUUUUUUAUUUGUACCCCCAGUGAAUGUCUGGCACACGGCAAUCUUAAGUAACAAAAACAUGUGGUUAUUCUCUAUUGUUGCAUUUGCAUAUUGGGCUAUGGCGCUGGUGUUCUCUGACAGGUUUGGCUGUAAAUUCAGUCUUAAAGAAGCAGUUAUGGGUGAAGUGUUGAAAGCAUGAAGUGAGAGGCUUUUAAUUGACCAAAUCAUGUGAGAAAACAUCACCGGAGCCCUUAGAGUUAGAGUAUUUGCUUUAUGUACUAGUUUAGAGGCUGUGCACUGCACGAAAAAUAAAAAUGUGUUUAUUGUAUGAUUUUACCAAAUUAAACGUUGGAAAUUGCAAAUACAAAA